This is a messenger RNA of Nilaparvata lugens (brown planthopper), 3737 nucleotides long. RefSeq lists its product as uncharacterized. The transcript has 7 exons. Bases 268 to 2163 code for a protein of 631 amino acids. The record is from RefSeq and is a predicted model, not a curated record. Gene Ontology annotation, molecular function: protein binding. Gene Ontology annotation, biological process: centriole replication; centrosome duplication; regulation of cytokinesis. Lineage: Eukaryota; Metazoa; Arthropoda; Insecta; Hemiptera; Delphacidae. Gene Ontology annotation, cellular component: centriole.
UGAGUUGACACGAUUCUUGUUUGUGUGUGUCGGGUUCGCAUUUAUCUAUGGUGUGUUCUAACCUGUAAAAAUGUCUAGUUACUAUUUACUUUUACAUUUUCAUUCUAUUAUAAAUCAUUGUUUUUUUUUUAAUUUAGUCAGCAGUUUCUUUCUUCCAUUGUUUCUUCAAGUUUAGCUUUGAUAAACUUUGUUAUGGCAUUUGAUAGUUUCUAUACAAAUUGACUAACUACCUUAUAGAAUAGUAGUAAGAACUUUCAACCAAAAGUCAUGUUUCCGUUAAGUGUAGACAUCAACUCAUACACCUCUUGCAUCAAGAUUGCUGGAAUUCCCAUUCUUCCACCUUUGAUCGAUGACGAUAAAAGAAGAGACUUGAUGGAAUUGAAAAAGAAAGCAGUGCUGGUUGAGAAUCGUGUAAGAGAGCGACAGAAAAUCAGAGAACAAUCCACGUUAUCAAGAAAGGAUUCGGGCAUCUUCACCGACACCACCUGUUCUCCCAAAGACACCAUUCCGGGCUCCGUUUCAGAUCAGCGUUCGGACAGUGGAAACGCGAUCAGCAAAAAUCUAACACUGUCUGCUGAGAAGGAAAACUUUGUUCCACCCAAGUUGGUGCGCCAAAAAUCGUACACCCUGGACUCCCCCAGUCCACAGCUGGUGGCCUACAUGGAGAAGCAGAGAGAGAAAGAGAGAAAACCGGGCUCUCUCAAACGCACGCACACAUGGGCGGUUUCCGAUGUGGACCGCAAACCGUCGUCAACCGAUUUCAAACCGUUCUCGACAUCUUCCAUCGGUCGGCGAUCGCGUAAGAACUGGAACCUGGAGGAGGCCAGAACACGAUGGAAAGCUGAGAAGAAAAUAAAAAUCGUGAUCAACAAAACUCCGAAACCGAGAAAACUCGAGAAAACCAUGUCGCUUUCCCAUAGUUGUCCGACUAGUCCCCUAGAAAUUAAAAACGAAAACUGUUUCACCCCAGUGACUAGCACCAGUGAUCGUAGUUUUGGUACUAAUAGGUUGAACGUUCUGAAACCCAACGUGCUGCGAACCAGUACCCCGGGCAGAUUUGACAAAAUAUCAUCGUCCCUUUGCGAGGGGUAUCUACAGCCAACAAAACCACCCACAACCACACCUUCGUCCAGUGUGAAGACGCUUCACAAUAGUGACAGUAUCACCACGAUUGAUAGUGUGUGUUGCAGUAGGCUAGAAUCCAACACCAUGCCAAUCACGCCUGAGAGAGACAGCGACUGUCGACGGGACUUCGAAGUCAUCUCGACUCUCGAAUGUUUUGACCAAUCGGUUUUCGACGAUUCGUUGUCAGUCUGCAGUAGUGUUAGUCUGAAUAAGUACAUGCAAAACGACGCCGUCAAGAAAGCGCACAAUCUAUAUUCAGAUUUAAAACAAGUUCACCAACAACAGUUUGAAGAGUUGUUGAGGAGACACGAAAUUGAGAAACAAGUGUUGUUUUCGCGGCUGUCCAACAUUUUCAUGAACGCCGAUCAGUCGACGAACUCGUUUUCGUCUAAUCAGGAAUCGGCGAAUCAGAUGAGCCUCACGCUUCCGCCCAGCCGGUUGUCCGAGACCUCGUUCGAAUUGACCGACCGCACAGAGGCGCCCGUCAGAUCGAUUAGUCGACAACUGUUUCCCAGUUUGAAGUGCGCUGUUGAUUACAACGAUAAAGAGAAGAAUGCGGCCACCGUCAUUACCGCCUACGCGAAAGGCUUCCUCGUGAGACGGCUGUUCAGGACAAGACGGGUGGAACAGAUUGUUCUCUCAAUUAAGGACUCGAUCAGCUGUGCACUGAAAUUGCACGCCGAAGAGAACCUCACACAAGCCGAUAUCGAACUUCAUCGUCGGCUUAUAGUUCAGAUGACUGCCGACCAGUUUGCUUUAGUCAACAUUUUCAACCUGCCUUUGAUAAAGAAAAUGGCGAUCAUAAAAUCCGACCGCGAAAUUCGAAAGACCUCCAGACCAAACAGUGGACAAAUCUCUUCUGCUAGUCGAAAGGUUUACGCUAGAAAACAGACCCCUGUCUCGGAUGGAACGAUGCAAAAUAAAGAUAAACUAAGUAGUAAAAAAGGGUCCAACAAAAAAACUGUUCCUAGCGUCACCUCACUUUCCGAGAGAAGUUCGAGAUCUAGUACAAGAACUAGCCUGCAGCCUUGGAGAUGAAAAAAUAUGUGCCUUCCUCUAUUCUGUUAGUAUUAUAAAAAUGAAGUUUAUAGGAACCCCGGUUUUCCAUUUAAAUGUGUUAAAUUAAUAUCAGACAAUAAAUUGGUCAUCCAAUAACUAAAAAAGGAAUACCCGGAUAAUAGCCUUGGAGAUGAAAAAUAUAUGUGCCUUCCACAAUCAUGUUAGUAUUAUCAAUCAAGUUUAUAAAAUCCUGGUUUUCCAUUUAAAUGUGUUGAAUAUCAGACAAUAAAUUGGUCAUCCAAUAACUAAAAUAAUUAUGUAAAAACGGAAUACCCGAAUAAUAGACUUGGAGAUGAUAAGAUAUGUGCCCUCCACAAUAAUGUUAGUAUCAUCAUUUCAUCAAUCAAGUUUAUAAAAUCCUGGUUUUCCAUUUAAAUGUGUAAGACAAUCAAUUGAUCAUCCAAUUAUUGAAAACCCUGAUUUGAGUAUUUAGUCUAGGCACACACCAGUUAGUCAAGACAAUACAAGACAUGAUCAGACACGUUUAGUCACAAUACUUCACAUAGUUGCUUAUGAAGACAUGUCUAAUUGCAGUGACGAAUCAUUGUGAGUUGCGUUAUAAGCAACUAUUUGAUGUAUUGUGUCUGAUCAUGUCUUGUCUUGUCUUGACUAACUGGUGUGCACAAAGCCUAAUUCUGUAAAAAGGGAAUACCCAGAUAAUAGGACUAUAGUGAGUAAUUGACAUUAAUUCAAUUAAACUUGUUUAAGACGACUAAGUUACGUAAUUUGACGCCAUUGCUGUUUAUUCAAUUUCUGAUUAUUCUUUAAACGUAUAAUUAAUAAGAUGGAAUUCGCAACGACAAUGUAAUAUGAAUUCAGAUUCAUCCAAUCAACCAUAUUUAUUGUUUGUAUUCUAUCAACAAUUCAAAAUUCAACAAUAUGUGUAAAACAUUUUAAUUAUUAUCUACUGGUUAAGACCAUUUACGACAUUGUUCAUUAGAGAAAAUAAUUUACACUAUAAUUUAUCGUUUCGUCCCAGUUCAUCAUGAAAAAAUCAUGACAACUGAAAGUACUUCAUCUACUGAUUCUGAUACAGUAUAUUUUUUAUAUAUGAUCUAUGAAUAUCAGAAUCGCUCAGAAAUGCAUCUUAGAACAUUUAGUGGCAAGGUAAUGAAUCCAUCGACCAUCUCAAAUUGGUUUUUGGCUCUCAUUUGAGAACUUGAUCCACAUUUGGAUUUAUACUUUACCAUUUAUACUUGUUUCAUAGAUCGAAACUUCUUGUUUGAACCUUUACAAUUUUAGUGCCUUACUUAUUCAUACAUAUAAUUAAUAAUAAGAUGGAAUUAUUUUCAACGGCAAUUACGAGUAUAACUCACAUCUGAUAAACUAAAUUAAUUUCUUCUCUUUUGUUCAAUUGUAGGCUUCAUUGUUGAUAUUGUAAUUUAUUGUAUUUAUAAAGUAUGUAAAUGUUGUAAGUUGAUUCCAAGAAUAAAUAAUUUUAUGUAAUUUCGACAAUUAAAGUAUUUCGAUGUAAUAAGCUACUAUCAUGAAACUCAAUACCCAUUAUAUAUUAUAUUAUAUUAUAAAAAAUAAAUAGUCUAUUUUCAGCUUAA